Salvelinus sp. IW2-2015 is the source of this 2244-nucleotide messenger RNA. RefSeq names its product solute carrier family 22 member 7. Gene Ontology annotation, molecular function: transmembrane transporter activity. The record is from RefSeq and is a predicted model, not a curated record. NCBI's taxonomy places the organism in Eukaryota, Metazoa, Chordata, Actinopteri, Salmoniformes, Salmonidae. Gene Ontology annotation, biological process: transmembrane transport.
UUACCAACUGUAAGAAGAGCAGAGGACUAGAGGAUUGUCUCUGCAGACAGCCUUAGAGGUGGUUGCUGCUACUUUACUGAGAGGAGUUCUGGCGACUCCAAAGUGCUUUUCAAAAUGAAAUUUGACAAUGUCCUCUCAGAAAUCAAUGGAUUUGGUCAAUUCCAAAUAAUGAUCGUCCUGAUUCAGAGCCUCUCUCGCAUGACCCUGCCGUGUCACUUCUUACUGAAUAACUUCAUAGCUGCUGUGCCCUCUCACCGCUGUGACAUCAGCACUCUGGAUGAUGAGGGCGUCUUUGGGAAUCUGACCCAGGAGCAGAGACUGACUGUCAGUAUUCCAGUACAGGAAGAUGGGACUCCAAGCUCCUGCAAGAUGUUCCCAGAACCCCAGUUCCACCUCCUGUCCAACUUCAAUGACAGUGACCUAGCUACAGUCCCCUGUCAGAAUGGAUGGGUAUAUGACAACAGCACCUUCAAAUCCACUCUGGCUACAGAGUGGGACCUUGUAUGCGAUAGAAAAGGGAUGAACAAAGUGACAGCCACCAUUUUCUUCAUUGGAGUAAUGUGUGGGGCUCCUUUAUUCGGUUUCCUCAGUGACAGAUUCGGCCGGAGGGCAAUGCUGAUGGUGGCUUACCUAGCAACUAUGGUGUUUGCUUUUACCAGUGCCUUCUCCACCUCUUAUGUCAUGUUUUGUAUCAUGAGAUUUUUCACCGGAGUGACACUAUCUGGAAUAAGCAUAAUCUCCAUUGUACUCAGUGUGGAAUGGUUUGACAUUCAACACAGGACAUUUGCUGGAGUGAUAGUAAGCCUGGAUUGGACAGGUGGAAACAUGCUGCUAGCUAGCAUUGCAUACUUUGUGAACGACUGGAGGUGGCUGACCAUAGCAGUUACCUCGCCUCUUGUCUUGGCUGUCAUUACCUGGUGGUGGCUUCCAGAGUCUGCUAGAUGGCUCUUAGCGAAUGGAGAAAAAGAAAAAGCCCAUUUCUACCUGGAGAAAUGUGCCAAGAUGAACAACAGAUCCAAGUGUAUGGCUGAGAUCACACCACAGACCCUUACAAAUGCAGUAAGAGUUAAAGAUGAGGACAAGAAGUACGGUUUUGUGGACCUUGUGAGAACUCCAAAUAUAAGGAAACUUGCCAUUUGCACAGGAAUACUAUGGUAUGGAGUUGCGUUUACAUAUUACAGCAUCAGCUUGAACAUCACUGGGUUUGGCAUGAAUGUCUACUUCACCCAGUUCAUAUACGCUGCCAUCGAGUUGCCUGGAAAGAUUGUGGUCUAUUAUUUCUUGAACAAGUUUGGCCGAAAACCUGGACAGGUUGGGACACUGCUUUUGACUGGAGCCUGUGUCUUCAUCAACAUAUUUGUUCCUCAAGGUUUGUGGGUGUUUCGUAGCAUCGUGGGUCUUUUUGGGAAAGGCCUCUCCGAAGCAUCCUUCACAAUAAUGUUCCUUUAUACCACUGAGCUCUACCCAACAGUAGUUCGGCAGAACGGCGUUGGCUACACCUCAUUUGUGGGUCGGCUAGGCGUGUCCAUCGCUCCCCUCAUCGCCCUAUUGGACGAUGUGUGGGAGCUCCUACCUGCUGUGAUAUAUGCCUUGGUGGCUGUUGGUACCGGACUAGUGGCUUUGCUCCUCCCAGAAACACUCAAUGUUCGCCUGCCAGAGUUCAUCGAGGACAUAGACAGACCAAGAGCGGAACUGGAUGGAGAGAGUGGCAAUCCACUAAAGCAAGCUGAUGAAAACAGGAAUGGAAAUGGAACAGUUGAGGUUACAUGAAUCCACGCCGAGAUCUUAUUAGAUUUUAAAAGGAUUAGAUAUGUAGAUAUAUGUGAAUCCAUGUCACUCAGAGAUACAGCAGUUUUCAAGCAAGUGCAUGAUAGAUGGACACAGAGCAGAAUAUCUACCUAGAAGAAAUAUAAUGGAUGGACCAAAAAAUAGAUGUACUAGGGUCCUACUAACAUAACCAAAACAACUAAAAACAACCAAAUACAAUCCAAUAUAAAUCCCCUUAUGUAACACACAUGAUAAAAGUUACUGUUAACCUCUGAAAUAUCAAUUAAUACUAAUACUUACCUGGUUAGUACUAACAUAUUACUUACMUGUUUAUUACUUGGUGAAAGAUAAUUGUAAGAUGAAUUGUAGCCCAUUUUUCUUACAUGGUCAUUAUUGAAUCUACUGUUUUGUUCUUCAUAAAUACUGGUGUUUGUGUGUCUUACUAUGUGGCUUGGCAAUAAACCUGUGUUCUAUACA